GAAAAGGGUGCUGGGGGGGGGGGGUUGGAGGAAAAUUGCAUCGCUGGUGGUGUUUUGGUUUUGGCUGGAAGGCUGCACCCACGGGAGACAGCGCCGGCUCACCGCAGGGGAAAGUGGAGCCGAGGGGUUUCCACCCGCUCCCCACCGCUCUGGAUUGUGGCCGGAGACCCGGCCGGGGUUUGGGGAGGUCCAUCACGAGAUGUACCAGAGUUUAGCCAUGGCAGCUAACCCCGGCCCUCCGGCGUACGAGGGGGCAGGUGGCUUCAUGCACAGCGCGGCCGCAGCGUCCCCCGUCUAUGUGCCCACCACGAGGGUCACCUCCAUGAUCCCCAGCCUGCCGUACCUCCAGAGCAGCGGCUCUUCCCAGCAAGGCAGCCCCGUCUCCAGCCACUCCAUCUGGACUCAACCCGGAGCUGAAAGCGCCGCUUACAACCCGGGAUCUUCUCACCCUCCCGUGUCACCUCGGUUCUCCUUCUCCACCAGCACCCCUAUCCCUGCCACCUCUUCCCGGGAAGCCGCGGCGGCUUAUGGCACCUCCUUGAACCUUUCUGCUAACGGGAGGGAGCAGUACAGCAGGGGUUUCGGCAGCUCCUAUUCCAGCCCCUACCCGUCUUAUAUGAGCCCAGAAAUGGCCACGACCUGGACUUCUUCGCCCUUCGACAGCCCCAUGCUGCACAACCUGCAGAGCCGAGGGACGCCCGCAGCCGCCCGGCAUGCCAACAUAGAAUUUUUUGAUGACUAUUCAGAGGGGCGAGAAUGUGUCAACUGUGGGGCCAUGUCCACUCCGCUCUGGAGGAGAGAUGGCACAGGACACUACCUCUGCAAUGCCUGCGGGCUCUACCACAAGAUGAAUGGCAUCAACCGGCCCUUGUUCAAACCUCAGAGGAGGCUGUCAGCUUCCCGCCGUGUUGGCCUCUCCUGUGCCAACUGCCACACGACGACAACCACGCUGUGGCGCAGAAACGCCGAGGGAGAGCCUGUGUGUAACGCCUGCGGACUCUACAUGAAGCUCCACGGGGUUCCAAGGCCUUUAGCAAUGAGAAAAGAAGGCAUUCAGACGAGGAAGCGCAAGCCGAAGAACCUUAACAAAACAAAGACAUCAGCAGGUCCAUCCAGCAGCGAGAGUCUUACCCCGACCACCAGCUCCACCAGCAGCAGCAGCAGCACCACAACCACGGAAGAAAUGCGCCCCAUAAAAACAGAACCUGGGCUCUCAUCUCAUUAUGGGCACCCCAGCCCAAUUUCUCAGGCAUUCUCAGUCUCUGCCAUGGCUGGACAUGGGGCAUCUAUUCACCCUGCGAUUACAGCUCUGAAGCUUUCCCCACAGGCUUACCAGUCAGCAAUCAGCCAGUCUCCACAAACCAGCUCCAAACAGGACUCCUGGAACAGCCUGGUGUUAGCUGAAAACCAUGGGGACAUCAUAACUGCAUAACCUGGUCUUCCAUCCGUGAACUUCAGGCUGAUCUGCUUGAGAGAUGAAGAAGAUGCCAUGUAAUCAUCAAGUCAAUGUUGUUUCCCACCUCCCUCUCUCUCCUGUCUUCUCUUCCCUUGUGAGGUGUUCCAGCAAAGAGGUGAAGAGGACUUUCCUGAGGUGUAGGAGAGCUCUUCAGAAACUAACAGAGAAGACUCAAAUCUCAAAGUAGCUAAUGAAUUUGAAGCCUUUUUUUCCCACUUUAAAUGAGCCUCUCUAUCUGAUUGCCACCAUCUUCUAUAAAAUAGCCAGAAAACACAAAGAUGGACACAGUACUUGAGCUUUGUUUAUUUAAAAGUAUCUGGCAUUUAAUAGACAAAGGUGGAACAAACACACUUUGUUUUACUGUCACCAUCUGUUCUUUUCCUGACCAGAAGAUAAUGCCACCAUCUUCUCAUUAUCCAAAUUCAGUGAUCUUCCACCCAAAUGGAGCCAGCUCCAGAACAGACUUCAGUAGAUAUGCUGUAGUGGCUUUAGUGGAUUUGAUAUGAUCUAGGGCAGAGAAAAAAAGAGACCUUCCUGCAUACACAUCCCCAGCUCACACAUCUAGAGUGUUGUCUUCAUUUUCCUAGAUGGUCUGAAAAGCUAAUGAAUGUCCGUAUUUAAUAGCAACUCCUUUCCUAUUUAUCAGUAUGAAAUCAUGGGACUGUGUUUUCAACAGUUUGUUGGCUGAGCCUGGAGAAGGUCUGUCCAAAAUCAAAGAGGGAUUUUGGAAAGAAGAAGCUUCUGGAAUCAGUUAGAGAAGACCCACACUGGUUAUCAAAUCCUGGUGGAAUCUGCCGGACUCUUCCAUUACGGAUAGUUACAAACCAGACUGAGAGAUUAUUCAAGAGCACAGCAAAUGAUAGAUGCUCUUCUAACAUUGCUGUGCCAUUGCUUUUGAGACAGUUAAUUUAAGUCUUUUGCAUACUUUUAUGUUGGUUUUGAUGUCAUUGAUGAAAUCUGAUUGUCCUUUA
Molecule: messenger RNA, 2427 nt
Organism: Pezoporus flaviventris
Lineage: Eukaryota; Metazoa; Chordata; Aves; Psittaciformes; Psittacidae
Gene: GATA4
Product: GATA binding protein 4
Exons: 6
Coding region: 200-1432 (410 amino acids)
Biological process (GO): positive regulation of transcription by RNA polymerase II; negative regulation of transcription by RNA polymerase II; cell fate commitment
Cellular component (GO): nucleus
Molecular function (GO): RNA polymerase II cis-regulatory region sequence-specific DNA binding; zinc ion binding; DNA-binding transcription factor activity, RNA polymerase II-specific
Source: RefSeq, a predicted model, not a curated record